AUCAUAGCCUCUUUGAUCCGAAAUCGGACAAAUGCUGGAAGCGGGGUCAGGACAUGCGGCGCGAGUCAAAGAACUACACAGUGCAUCACAACAAGGCGACAAACGAGCAGGGGCAGCCGAAAUCUGGACAACAGAACGGCGACGUCAUGCUGGAGGUAAUCGAGAAGGUGUGGAACGACCAGGUAGAAGAGGCCGCCACCAAGAAGAUGAAGGAAACCCGCAAAAAGCAGAGGGAGGCGCUGGAGAGGAAGGGAAGACAAAAAACCCGAAAUUAGCGGAAAGGGUCAUGGUACCGGCUAUCCCCAAACGUGAGGACCUCGUCAACAAGGAGCUUAACGAGAAUUUCCUCCCUGCCCAUUGGCUUUCGUGGUUGUUUUACGGACCGCUGGGCAUGCACGCGGACGAGGACAUAUCGUUUAUGUCCUCCAACGGCCCUGACCUUGAAAGAUUAAGUGACGGAGACAUCAGCGAAGACGAUAACGACGGCGGCGGCGGCGAAUUUGAAGACGAGGAUGCGAGUGGAUACGCAUCUCCCGCAAGCUCCUUACAGGGAAACUCCAGCGGCGACACCGGCGAGGGCACUCUAAGAAUGGUUCCAACAUCUAACGCGGGAAAAUCCAAUGGAAACAAAAGGGCCAACAGCAGUGACGGGCCGUCUGGGGGAGGGAGAUCGGCCGUCAAGAGUAAGAGAGUCAUGAAGUGCUUGUCUAAUGCCAACGAGGUCCUCGGUAGGAGGGCCACGAAGGAAAGGAACCGGGAAGAGAUAAAGAGAGCUCGGGGCAACCAAGAAGGGUUGCAGGAACAGCUCAGGCUUGCCCAAGAGAGCUCCGCCGUUCUGCUGCAGGUGACGCAGCAGAUGACGACGGUUGGUGGUAGCGGUCCCGGUGCCGCUGGAGUCCCCACCUCUGGGGGCGUGGACGUCACGGAAGGCGUACAUGGUGGCGGCGCCGGUGAGAGGGGCGACGUCGUUGACGUGGAUCUCAGCGGAGGCACGAACGGAAACCGGAGCGACAACGAAGCCUCCCAGGAGACUGCCUCCGUACGGGCAGGCGCAGUUCAAGCCGCACGCAACCAUGCCAGGGUUAGAGGAGGUCCAGGAUCGGCAGCUACGACGGGUGCAGCUGCAAAGCAUUUUGCCUCAUGGAGGGCUACGUCCAGCGGACCCGCCGCUGCCGCUGCCGCUGCCGCCAACAAUGCCGCCAACGUUUUGGCGGUAGACAGUUCGGAUAGUGACGCGGAUGGUGGGGGCAAUGACGAGUUUGUAAUGGACAUCGACGGUGAAGGAUGUCGCAAGGAAGCUUCCGUGGGCAGUUCCGGCAGGGGCUGUGGGGGUGGCAGCGAGGGAGUGGGCGCUGCAGGCGGGCCGAAAAGGCCGCGGUGCAAUAAACACCGCGUUCCGUACAAAAUUAUGGUUCUUCGAGGCAAGAGAUAUUGGGAGUGCGGCGAGGACUUCGACAAUAUGUGCGACCACUUCGAGUCUGCGGGCGGCGUGACGGUGGAGGACGAUUCCGGCGAGGCUUUGGAUGCUUCAGCGGGUACCGCUGGUGCCGCCGCGAACGGUGUUGGCGUUGUUUCCGUGAGCGCUGCAGGCGGCGGCAUGGGGACGGGGGACGGAACCGCCGCAGGGGGUGCGUCUGCUGCCGCGGGUGCUUCUCAUGCCGUCACAAACGGUGCUGGCUGAGUUGCUUCCGUGGGCGCUGCAGGCGGCGGCAUGGGUAUGGGGGACGGAACCAUGGCCGUUGGGGGUGUUGCUGCCGCCGCGGGUACCCAUCGAGCAAACACAAGAGCUCUUGCUUGGGAAGCCAUCACGAACCAAUUCCCCAACGGUGGCCAGGUGGCGGGUGCAGCUGCAGCAUACAUGGCAGCUUUCGCAGCCCAAAAACCAGCCAACUGACUCUAGGUUGACGGCAACACGUACGCCGAGCACUUUUGUGCGAGUUGUGCGCGACGUGUUUCCUCGGGCGGUGGUUUUGUCGAAGGAAAAAAAAAUGUUGCCGCUAUAUUCGUGUACUUAUGUUGAGCCGCGGCAAUCGUCAGUGGCUUCGCUUGAAACGCCUGCUGUGCGAAGUGUUCACGUAUGAGUCAGGAGGUCGAGCGAGAAGGAGAACAUAUAUUCUCCCUCUCUUUUUUUUUUUUGGCAAUGGCAAGGGGAUGGCUUCCACUGCACAGAAUUACUGGUGGUCCAAAAUACCUGAACACUCCUUCUUCUCUGCAUGGAGUACUGUUCAACGGUAACGUUUUCUCCAACGUUGGACACUUUUGUUUUCGACCGAAAUGUCGCGCAAGGCUGUUAGGAUUUCAGAGAUGGGUAACCACCUCCUGCCUAUGUAGUCUCUGCGGGAGAGGGUUCCCCCUAUUUUCUGGUUAGGAAUGUCGAGGAUUCAGUGCUUCCGACUCGUGUCGGUACAUUGCUUGCCAGUGGGUUUAUGAUUUGCUGUGGGAAGCUUGUUGGUGAUUGAUGCACUUGUUAUUGUGCACAGUAUUGCAAAUGAACCGGCGUUUACCGGCUGGUAGGUAACGUCAACAUUUCCGCAGUUGGGUACUUAUGCCGUAUUCCAAAGGAAGGUUGAUCCCAUGUCGAUGUUUCCUGA
Molecule: messenger RNA, 2591 nt
Organism: Ectocarpus sp. CCAP 1310/34
Lineage: Eukaryota; Phaeophyceae; Ectocarpales; Ectocarpaceae
Source: the annotation of a GenBank genome assembly